ACCAUUAUUCAAGCUCAUCAUGGACCCAAAUUUACAGGUCCAAAAUUUCCAAGAAGUAUCAUCAUCUGCACCAGAAAAAAACUCAUCUUGUAUUCCUGCUGGGGGAGUUCUUGUUCAUGGCGGGUUAGAUUCGCUCUACACUUAAAAGAGCUUCCUUAUGAGUACAGAGCAGUUGAUCUUAAGAAAGGAGAGCAAUUUAGUUCAGAGUUUGAUCGGUUAAAUCCACUUCAUUUCGUUCCGGUCAUGGUGCACGGCGAUCUGGUGAUUACAGAUUCAUUUGCAAUCUUAAUGUAUUUGGAAGAAAAGUAUCCCCAAAAUGCACUCUUGCCAAAUGAUCUAAAGCGCAAGGCUAUUAAUUUUCAGGCAGUAAGUAUUGUCAGCUCCAGUAUUCAACCUCUGCAGAUGAUGCGAGUGGUGCUGACCAUUGAGGAAAAGGCUGGUCCAGGAGAAGGACUAUCAUGGGCUCAACAACACAUAGAAAAAGGCUUUAUAGCUCUAGAGCAGUUGUUGAAGGGUAUCUCUGGCAGAUACGCUAUUGGAGAUGAAGUACAUAUGGCUGAUGUUUUUUUAGCUCCACAAAUUGGUAAUGCUAUGAACAGGUUCAAAGUUAAUAUGGUGAAAUUUCCUACUUUGAGUAAGAUGUACGAAUCGUGCAAAGUUCUACCAGCAUUUCAAGCUUGUUUGCCAGAACGCCAACCAGAUGCUGGAAGGAGAAUAUUGGUGUUUAAAAUCAUCAACAAGUUCAUGUGUAAAUCAUUUGCGGAAUGCAGUGAAGGUGUUUGUUAAAAGGACGGGAUGACUUUGGCAGAGUUUAUUACAUUGUUAAUCGGCAAUUUG
Messenger RNA from Papaver somniferum (opium poppy), 837 nucleotides. Its product is annotated as glutathione S-transferase 2-like. The record is from RefSeq and is a predicted model, not a curated record. The annotation marks the transcript as partial. Gene Ontology annotation, cellular component: cytoplasm. NCBI's taxonomy places the organism in Eukaryota, Viridiplantae, Streptophyta, Magnoliopsida, Ranunculales, Papaveraceae. The transcript is spliced from 10 exons. Gene Ontology annotation, biological process: L-phenylalanine catabolic process; glutathione metabolic process. Gene Ontology annotation, molecular function: glutathione transferase activity; maleylacetoacetate isomerase activity.